Messenger RNA from Hymenoscyphus albidus, 366 nucleotides. The record is from the annotation of a GenBank genome assembly. NCBI's taxonomy places the organism in Eukaryota, Fungi, Ascomycota, Leotiomycetes, Helotiales, Helotiaceae.
AUGUGGCAUAUCGACAGAUCUGUGGAUCCGCAAAGUAAGCAUCACUAUGCAGUUAAUCGGGAGACCACUCGAAGAAUCUUUCGGAUGAAAUUGCUUCCAAGGCAUGUUGAGGAUAUGCGGGCAGAAACACAUGCUUUGGGUACCCUGCCUAGCUGGAAACAUGUUUUAGAGAUGCAGAUACUCGCUCAUAUCGGAACGUCUGAACUUCUCUACUCGCUCCACUGCAGAAUCAACAUCGGACCAAACCCAGCUGCUCGGGUUCGGUCUGAUAUUGACGCCAGGACAAUUGCAGAUGGUUUUCUCGAGUUGCAAGAAGAAUUUUUCCGCAUAACCGACAGCUCAGUUACCCUUGGGUACUGGUGUUGA